GAGCUCGAUAAUGAAUUUGAAAAGAAAAGCUCAAAAACUUUUGACUGUAAAUAUAUUUCAGUUUCGAACAAGAAAUGUCUCGCUAUAAGGAUCCAAAUACUACGGAUUCAAAGAAACACAUUUUAACAUCGGAAGAAGAUAGUGCUGAAUGUUUUGAAAUAACAGCAAUUAUCCUUUCAAUUCUCGUUGUAAUAUUAACAUUUCCGUUCGCCAUUUUGUUUUGUAUUCGCAUUGUAGCUGAAUAUGAAAGAGCUGUUGUAUUUCGUCUUGGGAGGCUGAGAAAGGGAGGAGCUAGAGGACCUGGUGUGGUUUUUGUGUUGCCUUGUAUAGAUGAUGCUUCAAUAAUGGAUUUACGUACAGCAUCAUUUGAUGUAGCACCGCAAGAAAUUUUAACAAAAGACGCUGUUACAAUAAAAGUGGAUGCUGUCGUCUAUUUUCGUCUUCAAGAUCCAUUAAGUGCAGUUAUACAAGUUCUCAAUUAUCGUGAAUCGACAAUGUUAUUGGGUCAGACUACUCUUCGAAAUGUAGCUGGAACAAGAAUGCUGAACGAGCUUCUGACAGAAAAAGACGAUAUAUCACAUACGAUGCAGAAAAUUCUAGAUGAAGCAACUGAUCCUUGGGGAGUUAAAGUUGAAAGAGUAGAAAUAAGAGACGUUCGCUUGCCAGAGGCAUUACAAAGAGCUAUGGCUGCUGAAGCUGAAGCAAACCGGGAAGCUAGAGCAAAAAUUGUUGCAGCUGAUGGAGAGAAAAAUGCAGCCGAAGCUUUAAGAGAAGCAGCAGAAAUUAUAUCCCAAAGUCCUUCAGCCUUACAACUACGCUAUUUACAAACACUGGCAACGAUUUCAGCUGAGAGAAAUUCUACUAUAAUUUUUCCUUUUCCAAUUGAGAUGUUCACUGGGUUUCCACAAAGGCAAAAUUGAAAUUAUUACCAAUUUCAAAUGUGAAAGAAUUGUUUUUCGAUGAUUAUAGAGCAAAUAAAAAAUGUAAAACUUGAGU
Messenger RNA from Eupeodes corollae, 996 nucleotides. RefSeq names its product band 7 protein AGAP004871-like. Gene Ontology annotation, cellular component: plasma membrane. The record is from RefSeq and is a predicted model, not a curated record. Bases 75 to 920 code for a protein of 281 amino acids. NCBI's taxonomy places the organism in Eukaryota, Metazoa, Arthropoda, Insecta, Diptera, Syrphidae. The transcript is spliced from 5 exons.